AUGAACAAAAGUCCCUCUCUGGACAAUCAUUCACAAGAUAUUCAACAUGAUGAUGUCUGGACUAUAAUUAGCUCUUAUUUUGAACAAAAAGGCCUGGUUCGUCAGCAGUUGGAUUCGUUUGACCAAUUUGUCAGAGUCAAAAUGCAAGAAAUCGUGGACGAGAAUCCUCAGAUCAUUGUGCAGUCGACACCAACUGCUGGAUCCUCUGCCGUAAGAAGAAUGGUUAUAAAAUUUGGACAGAUAUAUGUAACAAAGCCACCUGUUUACACCGAAAGCGAUGGCCGAUCGAUCACUCUGUAUCCAAGCGAAGCAAGAAUUAGAGACUUAACAUAUGCGUGCAAUAUUUACAUUGAUGUUACUAAAAUAGUUGAGAACGAGUUUGGAGAGAGAGAUGAGCACAAGUUCAGCAGAACAAGCUUGGGACAGCUUCCGAUCAUGCUAAGAUCUAGCUGCUGUAUCUUGCAUGGACUAACAGAAAAGGACAUCGUUCAGAUUGGGGAGUGUCCGUACGACCAGGGGGGAUAUUUUAUUGUAUCAGGAAGUGAGAAAGUGAUUGUUGCACAGGAGAGAAUGGCUUCGAACACCAUCCACAUUUUCAAGAAGUCGCAGCCAGCACCCUAUACCCAUUACUCUGAAAUUCGAUCUGUGCCCGAAAAAGGAUCAAGGACGCCCUCUGCCUUUUCAAUAAAAGUUAUGAGGAAUCCGAGGGUUAUAAGGGCGUCACUGCCUCUGGUGAAACAGGAUAUUCCGAUAGCCAUCAUUUACAGAGCAUUGGGGUUUUUGAGCGACCGGGAAAUCAUCAGCCACAUUAACUUCGACAAUGACGAUGCUAUUUACUCAUUCCUGGCGCCUAGUCUUGAAGAGGCAUCCGUAGUGCAGGACCAGCUUACUGCUCUUGAUUUUAUUGGUAAGAGAAGCGCACCUGUUGGGUCACCACGCGAUAAGCGAGUACAGUUUGCCAGAAAUCUUCUGGCCAAGGAGUUUCUCCCGCACAUUGGCACUCAAGAAUUUUGUGAGACCAAGAAAGCGUAUUUCCUAGGCUAUAUGAUCAGUAAGACACUGAAUGUCGUUCUUGACAGAAGAGAAGUUGACGAUAGAGACCACUGUGGAAAGAAGAGAAUGGAUCUUGGAGGGCCUUUGCUUGCGUCGUUGUUUAAAAUGCUUUUUAAAAAGCUGUGUGCCGAAACUGCCAAGCACAUGCAGAAAUGCAUUGAAAACAGCAGGGACUUUAAUAUUGCGCUGGGCAUAAAGAGCAGCACCAUAACACAGGGAUUUAGGUACGCAUUGGCCACAGGAAACUGGGGCGACCAGGCCAGGGCCAUGCAGACGCGUGCAGGAGUGGCACAGGUUCUUAAUAGAUACAACUUUCUAUCUACUCUAAGCCAUCUCAGACGUGUGAAUACACCCAUUGAAAAAGAGGGCAAGCUUGCCAAGCCCAGACAGCUCCACAACACCCACUGGGGACUCAUUUGUCCGGCAGAAACGCCGGAGGGACAUGCGUGUGGCUUGGUUAAGAAUCUGAGUUUAAUGGCUUAUAUUUCGGUUGGAAAGUCGUCCGCACCUAUUAUUGAAAUACUUGAAGAAUGUGGAGUUGAAAGGCUUGAAGAAGUGUCGUGCAUUAGGGGCACGAAGUAUUUGUUAAUGGACUGUGGCUGGGCAUCCAUUCCAAUCCAGCCGAACUUGUUGAGAAUCUCAGAAACCUUAGGCGGUCGCAGGAAAUAG
Messenger RNA from Vittaforma corneae ATCC 50505, 1722 nucleotides. Its product is annotated as DNA-directed RNA polymerase II subunit RPB2. The coding region runs from base 1 to 1722 and encodes 573 amino acids. Gene Ontology annotation, cellular component: RNA polymerase II, core complex. Gene Ontology annotation, molecular function: DNA binding; ribonucleoside binding; DNA-directed RNA polymerase activity. NCBI's taxonomy places the organism in Eukaryota, Fungi, Microsporidia, Nosematidae. The record is from RefSeq and is a predicted model, not a curated record. Gene Ontology annotation, biological process: DNA-templated transcription. The transcript has a single exon.